This is a messenger RNA of Chrysoperla carnea, 3610 nucleotides long. It is a transcript of the gene mael, whose product is annotated as protein maelstrom homolog. NCBI's taxonomy places the organism in Eukaryota, Metazoa, Arthropoda, Insecta, Neuroptera, Chrysopidae. Gene Ontology annotation, molecular function: sequence-specific DNA binding. Gene Ontology annotation, biological process: regulation of miRNA-mediated gene silencing; male meiotic nuclear division; spermatogenesis. The record is from RefSeq and is a predicted model, not a curated record. The transcript has 9 exons. Bases 271 to 1842 code for a protein of 523 amino acids. Gene Ontology annotation, cellular component: P granule; nucleus.
UAUCUCGUAUUUUCAAAAUGUAUAAACAAUUUCUAAUUAUUUGGCCAUGUUAUUAAGCUUUCCGCAAUCAAACGCACGAAAUUGGAAUAGCCGGCCAGUCAUAAAUACAUAAAAAGUUUUUAUAAAUUUUAUUUUAAAAAAUUGACCGAUUAUUUUUUUAAAAUCAAAUUUUAACUGUUAUAAAUAUUAUUUUGUAAGUCAGACAUUCAUUCAUUCAUAUAAAAUAACGUCAGCCUUACUUAAACAGGAAACUUAUAAAUUGUUUAAAAUAUGGCUCCGAAGAAAAGUAAAGGAUCCACAAGUGCUUAUUACUUUUAUAUGCUUCAUGUGCAAAAUAGACAUCCUGGUAGACCAAUAGGCCUAGCUGAAGCAGCCAGAAUUGCUGGUCCUGAAUGGGAGAGAAUGUCUAAGAAUCAACGAGCACCAUUUCAAAAAUUAGCUGACGAGGAAAAAAUGAGACAAAAAGGAUCUGGUGAUAAAUUUGAUUCAUAUGGUCGAAGCUAUGCAUACCUAGAUAAUGAGAAAGAAAUUCAAACUCAAAAAGAGGAAUCAAUGCGGAAAAAUGUUAAAGAACGAAUAGAAAUAGCUUUAAUAAACGAUACGUUGGUUCAAGAAGAAUUUUUUUUCAUUGAUAUAAAUAUAUUUUGCGAAGUUUACGACAAGGAAUACGAAAAGUAUUUCUAUUAUCCUGCUGAAAUUGCUAUUUCAAAGUAUACUUUAAAAGAUGGCGUUUCUAAAACGUAUCAUUCUGCAAUUAAUCCAGGUCGAGUUCGAACUGGUUAUACUCGAACAGCUCAACAGCAUUCGGAUGAAACGCAUCAAUUACCAAUUCCGCCAGACGCUCUUGGUGAAAAAGACAUGAAUAUCAUUUUAAAACAAGUACUUGAAUUCUUGAAGGAUAAUUGUAACAAGAGUACUCUACCUUAUUUGUAUACUUUACCAAAACAGAUCCAAAUUGUUGAGGGAGUGUUAAGUCAAUUAUGUAAUGAAAGAGAAAUAUGUAUUGAUUUUAAAAUAUUCAGUUUACCAGAACUAUUCAUGUACUUAAUGAAUGCUACAGCUUCAGCAAAAGAUAAAUUUGAUACGCCAACCAUUGCUCAACUAGCAAUUGAAAAAGAUGUUUACGAUUAUUACAAAAGAUUGGCCUGUGAUUAUCAUGAAACAACUGAUGUACUUCAUAUGUGCAGUUUAUCAAAAGUGAAACGGUGGGGUUUCAUAAUAUCAGAUUACUGUUUACAAUUCUUAGAUGUUCCAGUCAUUUUAGGACAACAUUUACCCGAACAAGUGGAUUCUAGUUUAAUUAAAAAUGAUAUGGGUAGUCGCUGUGAGUCCCGCGCUGAAAGUGAAUUUACAACUGUCUCAAGAAAAUCUCAAGCUAGGUCAAUUAAAUCAAAUUCGGUGUGUAGUACUCCAGCUCCAUCCAUAAUAUCAGAAGCCCCUCUACUACAACGUAAAAACCAAUCUGGUGCCAUUAAGAAAGUACCUAUGGAAAGAUCGCAUUCCCCAACAGAAUCGGUGACUUCAUAUGUUUCUAAUAUGAGUCUGAACUCAAACCAAGAUCCUAAUGAAAGAGUAUAUACACCGAAUAUAAUUGAUUUUCCACUAUUGAGUAAUCGCAAUACGGAUUCUGCUUCAACAGUUGGAAGGUUAGAACAAAUCAGACGACCAAAAACCCAAAGUCAAGUAUCAGGUCAAGUUAAAGGUUCUGCCGCUUCUUUAUUGGGUUAUACUACUGAUACUUCAGCAACUGAUAGCACUUGGAGUAACAUGGCGAAAAAACGUUCUCAAAUGAAAUCUGCAGGUCGCGGUCGUAGUAUGGCAGCAAAUUUUUCAAAUCCAUAAUUUAAAAAUGGAAUUAAAUGAAUAGAACGUUAAUAACAAUAUUUUUGAUACGUUUUUGUAAAGUAUUUGUUAAGCUUUAUUAAUAAUUUAAAUCAAGAACAUAUUUUUAGAUGAAAUGUAAUUUUAAAGAUUUGUUGUCUUAGCUCGAGGGAUACAUUAACGUUUAAGGAAGUUCCCCCAAAAACACGUUUUCUUUGGAUUAAUAAAAAAUAUUAAUUCAGACCGUUCAAAUAGCGGCCUGAAUGAUAUUCAACUGUAGCGUCUAAUACAACAUUUAAUGAACUGACUGGCUGAUGCUUAGGUCAUUCACACAAUAGGUUUUAUUAUAUUUAUUGUGUAUUGACGUAAUUUAAAAUAUAACUAUUUAAUAAUCAUGAGAUCAAAUAGCGUAACUCAAUAACAAAGUAUACAUGAAAGUAAUUAAAAUAUUAUUUGUUAAGACAAGUUAAAACCCCAUGGCAUUUUGAUCCACAAAUAAUAUUGUUUUUAAAACAAGCACAUCUAUUAUUGCGACACUAAUUUACAACUGGCUUACAACUAAAUUUUUCUCUCUCAAAGAGUUUGGACUUUCUGAAAUAUAUCGCCAUUGCUUGUAUCUGAGUACCGCGACUCUUGUUGUGAAAACUAAUUUUGAAUAGAAAACUUUUUUUGAACUUGUGAGAAAUACCGACAAUGUUGUUCCUUGUCGAUAUCAUAUUCACAGUGUAUAGAUUUCAGCGACAGAUGACAGAAAGUGGAACUCAAUUUAAAUGGCUAGGCUAUGCAAGUAAUUAAACGCUAUCCAUCAAACUCUAAGUAAUUUAUCUAGCUGUUUGAUUGAAUAACUGUAUAUCGUUUUACGCCGCUGGUUCAACGAAGCCGUUUAGUAAAAAGGUUAGGCUGUUGAUUGAAUGAUUAAUUAAGUUAGUUGAAUGCGAAAUAUACAUAAUAAUUUCUUUAAGAUGUUAAAUCAAUGCCUUAAAACUUACAUUUUUAACAUACAAACCUUAGAAUGACUUAUUUCAAAAAGAGAUAUAACUACAGUGGAAAUUUUUCUUGAAGUAAAUACGACCAAGUAAUAACUAGAAAACCAUACAUAUUCAUAAAACAAUAGGAGGUCGGACUAAAUUUUUUUUAUCACAUCAGAUGAAGAAUACUCACUACACGAAUGGAAAAGUGAAGUUGGUUUAAAAAAUCUUUACUGGUGUGUAAGAUAUGAACGUUUAAAAUUCCUAAUGAAACAAAGAGGAAGAUAGUCACUAUGGCGAUACCCAUGGUCAUACAUGGGUAUCGCCAUAGAGAUUAUAUAUAAAACUUUGUUUUGCUAAAGGAAGAUGGGCAACCUUUGAAUGCAAUCUUUGAUUGCUAAUAACUUCUUCGUCUUGAAUUUUAAUUCACUUUCAAAUUUUGUCAUGCUAUCAAUUCUGGUUUUACAUUUUUACGGGUUAUAUGGCCAAUUCGGCAUCAGGAUUAUCUCCUAUUUCAAGUGAUUUGCUUUUUUAUCGAUGUUAUUAUAUUGAAUAAUUGAGUCAAUUGCUGGAUAAAAAUGACUUACUUGAAAUUUUUGUAUGUUAAAUUAACUUUUGCGUACUUUUUAACGAUAUUCUUACUCAGAAUAGAAAAUUUUUAUCUCCAAUAUUAUCAUACACUAAUUUUUGUGGGAAUUUCCUUAAAUUGGUUCAUUUUAAUAAAAACCGUUUUAGGAAUAUUUGUUUUACACAGUGUAUUGCUAAAGCUGAUGUUAAAAUCAAGGAACGGUAAAAUAAACGUUCUUCAGUGUGUUUCUGAG